Molecule: messenger RNA, 1556 nt
Organism: Mya arenaria
Lineage: Eukaryota; Metazoa; Mollusca; Bivalvia; Myida; Myidae
Exons: 8
Coding region: 231-1238 (335 amino acids)
Source: RefSeq, a predicted model, not a curated record
UUCAAUAUAGGCUUAUAAAUUCAUAGUGCAUAAUCAUUUUUAUUAUCAUUUAUCCAUUAUAUCUUAUCUUUUAAAUAAUAUUAAUAAUAUUAAUGACAUAAAUCAGUUUUAAACCAGGAAGUAGGUUUGUGUAAUUGUUUGGAUAUUUCUUUCUACAGGAACGUGGGCAAGGUAGGAACAUUAUCGGAAAUGGACAGUAGGACUUCCGUGUGAAUGAAAAGGUGGGUUGGAUGGAUCUUGUCAGAAGACCGAUGUUGCAAGUGAGAAAAUGGGGAUGUUCGAUAGUCAGAACCGCCUUCCACGUGUUCUGUUAUUUUUUUCGACCCCUUCAAUAUGCGUUCAGAUGGAUGGGAACACUUGGAAUUGAGCAGAAAAAAUGCGAACGCUGCAUGAAUUUAGAAAGACAGCUUGAUUGGAAAAACGGAGAACUAGACACGACUACGACACAGUUGGAAUCGUUAAUAUUCAAGUAUGAGACGUUGGAUGAACGCUUCGAUGCUUUGCAGAAAUAUUCUGACUACCUGACGAGCAAAAUGGCCGAAGUGUCCGCCAACAGUGGAGAUCUAGAAUGCUUAAAUGAUCCCUUUGCCAACACAAAAUUGGCUAAUGAAUUUGACAACAACAUUAAAAGCAGCCUUUGGAUAGAUCUAUGUGAGAAUAUCGUGUGUGAAAACCUUUCUGAAGUAGAAAUGCUCAAAAAACUUUCAACCAUCAUACAGAGUAUUCAUGAGAUGUGUUAUAAAAUAGCCGAUAACAGUUUGAGAGAAUUCCUCCUCCUUGACCCUGGUGAUGAUCUUCCCUUAUUGAAAGAUAACAUUGAGGCCUACUCUUCGCGGAAGAACAUGGCGCAGAAUGAGACAGUUAUAAACAGGGUAACACAGAAAAUUUGGUUAUCCCUACAACAAACAGACGACUAUCAGGAGUUAGCAAGGGACAUAUCAGACGAUGCUUCCAAUUCGUUACAAGAAUUCGUCGAGAAAGUCGCCACCUAUUGUUGGCUUAUGACAGUAGCAACCCCUCGAAUGGUCCUGAGGUUUGAUGUUGUAGGCAAACCUUAUGCUGAUAUAAGAGACCGUUUUGUACAGUAUGCUACCCAAGAGGAGGUCGAAGAUGAAGUUCAGCCUAUGGGAACAGUGAAAUGUGUUGCCUGGCCAUCAGUUGAAUUGGAAACUGAUUCCACUUAUUGGAAGAAAGGGGAGGUGAUUGUUGUCACUAAAGAAAAUAUUGUCAAGGACUGAUAACAUUUGAGUUAGAACAAUUUGACUACUAGACUGAACUGUAAAUUAAAUGGUGACAAAAAAGGGUUUUUAAUUUAUGUUACGCUAUUUUUCAAAUAUGCUAGUUCAUUAACUUCAUUUAAAUUGGCACUUUGAAAUAACGAUUAAAGUGAAUCAUGUCUAUGCAUUGGGAAACAUUCCAUCGAUGAACGUCUGAUAAGUUAGGAAAACUUCUGAACUUGUUCUUGUGCGUGCGUGUAUAAUGUCUGUAUGUAUGUAUGGCUGUAUGCAUGUCUGUAUGUAUGUUUAGUGUUAUCUGAAUAAAAAAUGAGUAUGAGA